UGCCAGGGAUGGGACUGCUCCCUUUCUCAGCCUCAUUCAUUCAAGUCAGAUCCAGGCGACCAGCAGCUGUCCAGAGUGAGCUGUUGCCUCUCUGUUUGCAGCAGCAGAGACCUGGGUUCAUUCCGGCUUCUUCCCCCAGGUCGGGUGCGGUGGGACCAGGGAGCUGUCAGGCAGCCGGAUGCAGACUAGCCUGGACAUAUGGAUGUCUAAACUGGCCAGAAUUUCUCCAGCAUUCUUUGAUGGGACUCCUGUUUUAACCUAAAGAGUUGGAAGAUGUCUUCCAUGUUUGGCAAACCUCGGGCUGUCCCCUGGGCGAACGAGCGCCACCUCCCGAGCCUUCUGCAGGAGUGUAAUGUGGCCAUCCUGGGCUGCCAAGGAUCUGGGAAAUCAGCACUGACAGUGAAGUUUCUUACCAAGAGGUUUAUAAGUGAAUACGACCCUAAUCUGGAAGACACUUAUGCUUCGGAAGAGGUAGUAGACCAACAGCCUGUCUUGCUCAAGGUGAUGGAUACAGCCGAUCAGGACACACCAGUGGGCUGUGAGAGGUACCUGAACUGGGCCAAUGCCUUUCUAGUCGUCUACAGCAUUGACAACCGAAAGAGCUUUGAAGGAUGCCAGCAGUACCUGGAUCUCAUUGUUCUCCACUUGAAGAACACGUUCCAUGAAUCUCCAGUUCUCCUGGUCGGGAACAAGCUGGAUAUGGAACAGUACAGGCAAGUCGCCAAAGCCGAGGGGAUGUCUCUUGCCACCAAGUAUGGCUGCUCCUUCCAUGAAGUCUCAGCGUGUCUGGAUUUUGAAUCUGUGCAGCACAUUUUCCAUGAGGCGGUGCGUGAAGUGAGGCGGGAGGUGGAGAGACCUCUGGCAGUCAGGCCCUUGUUCAUCAUCGAGGAGAAGCCCUCGGCCCACCUGGUCCCAACCGCCACCAUUGCCUCCACUUACAACUCGCUCUCAACUGUCAACUAUAAAGAGGUCCCAUCAGUUGCCCGGGCCAAGCUGGUCACGGUCAAAUCAUCAAGAGCUCAAAGCAAAAGGAAGGCUCCAGCACUGACUUUACUGAAGGGUUUUAAGAUAUUCUAAGCGAUGAUUCUGCGGGAUGGCUACAAGGCAGAAGAGGGAACACAGCCGUUGCUGGGAUGGGUUGAAUCCCCCAAGCGAUUUUGGGGCCAUUUUGAAUGUCCAUCUCCUGGCCUUUCCUGCAGUCCAAGUGGUCUGGUGGGAAUGCAGCAAAGCAUUUCGGGGAAGGACCGGAGAAUCAGACAGUGGACAAACUAUGGGUGAGGACACCAUGUGGGGAAGGUGGUUUUAGACUUUUUUCUCAGUCAUAAACAUGUGGAGGGCUCUGCCAUAUUUAGUUUGAGCAACUGAUGAAAGAGGCCCAUGGAAGGAGAUUGCUCUUAAGGUCAUUCCUGGGGACUGAAUGGAGAUUUCAGAAGCCAGCCAAAGAAAGGGUUCUACCAUGAAAGAGAAGGCAUUCACACCCACCCCAUGGCCUCCAUGUCAUUAAAUGAUUAAGAAAACCAUGCGCCACGUAAUGAUUUCACUAACACUCUUUUCUCAACUGAAAGAAUUUCUAGAUUAAAUUCUCUUUCAUCAGUAAAAGAGAGCUGGUUGGAAAAAACAAAACAAAAGACAGGAGAAUUGUUCAACCAGUGGAAGAAAUAACGCAGCAUACUGGCGCAUAUGUUUUCCUCCCAUGUUUUGAUGAGCACUUUGUAAAAUUAAAAUUUAAAAGGACAAAGUUGAGGGGAAAGGAAAUGGACAAGGCUGCAAGAGACAGAAGCACAAGGAAGCCCACCAAUGUCUCUGGGAAUGUGACUGUGAGUGCAUGAUGGAGGGAUGUUGGGUUUUGUGAUGCUUCCCCUGCAGCGCCAAAAUGUAGAUUGUGAAGAUGCACAGCGCCCCCUAGUGUUCCUGGACAGAUAAUGAAACAUUUUCAGUCAUUUGUCCUUUUUGCUAGAAUCCUGAUCUACUCCAAGAAACUGCAUUGGAUCACAAUCUGUGGCUUGGCAUUGGGGUUCCUGAUAUGGUGCCCCUGGGCACUAAUUUGCACAAAUACUGUCUUGAGCAGACCAGGCUCUAUUACCCCUGCCAACCUAAGACAUUCCCUCCAAACUCCGAAUCUACUCACUGACCCCCAACUGCCAAGGAUUAUUACUUUUGUGAUAUAUGUCAACCAGGCCCUGGCUAAUUGCACAAACCCUAGCUAAAAUGAAUGUUCAUGUCUGAACUCCACCAGUGUCAUAAAUACAAAAUGACAGUACAAAAUCAUGCAAGGUAGGAAAGCAAGACAGCCGCUCAAAAUUGGGAAGAUGGCAGGUGUGGCGUUGCAAUAAAGCCUGACUCCUUGGGGGCGGGGUGUGUGCGAUGCAGUGCAAAAGAGGCAGUAUCAUGCGGCAUCUUGCAGAUUUUAGUUAUUAGUUAUUUCCCCAGCACUCCAGUCAACAUGUUGCUGUGCAUCAGAGGAAAGACAAAGGAUCUCUGUGGCUUUCACUAGUAAGAUUGGCAUUAUACUAUAUGGAGAUUGAUCUAUAGAUCUAGCAGCACGAUAAUCCUUUUAAAAAGCCUUUUUAAUGGGCUUUGGCUUGGACUGGUAGCGAAAAUAUUAACCUAGUUUCUUUGGAAGUCACAAUGCUGCUCAAACAUCUGCUUGACUGCUCCUUAGAGAAGAAAAAACUAAAACCGUACUUGCCUGAUCUACUUCACUCCUUAUUUUAGGGGAGAUUACAAUUAGCCAAUAUAAACUCAGCCAUGGGGCCGAUAUGGUCUCAUAAAACAUGGGCUUCCCCCUUUUUACCUUUCCUUUUUUAAAAUAUAUGAAGCAGCCAACUCCAGCCAGGACAAUUGUUCCAGAGAAUUCAGAGGGUUGAAGUCGAGACAUCUGGAGGACAUCUGGGCUGGGUGCCAAAAAUUGUCCAAAGCUCUCUAAAUUGUCUGUCCCCCCUCCCCCCAACUUUUCCUUGUUUCAAAAUUUGGAGGUUCCCAAUUGUCUCAAAUUAUUACCCACUAUAAUGCAGCUAAUAUUGGCAUAAUAUAACCACCAAGGAUGUCUGCAGGAAAGAUUCCAAAAAGUCAAGAUGGCAGCUGUGACUGCAGGUAAAAAAGGGUGGAAUUCGAUCAUGCUGUCGUGGCAGUCAUCUUGACUUUUUUGCUCCCCCCCAAGUCUCAUGCUGACACCCCUGUUAACCAAAAACUUAAAGUGUUAAGGAGGCAAAUAUAGCACUUUCAUUAUUUAAAACUCCUUCUUGGGGGGAAAAAAUCCACUUUGCUUUAUCUUUCCUUUUUUGUUGGUGGUGGUGUGGAAAAGAGGCAAAUUGGGAUGGAAGUAGAGGCAACUUCCUGCUCUUUCUCAUGUUACAGUUCUGGUUAAGAGAUGAUCUUCUGAUACAGCAUCACGACUGCAUUCAGCUGCAGUGGAAAAUUCUUCAAUAAAUGGGGUGAUCCAA
Molecule: messenger RNA, 3443 nt
Organism: Candoia aspera
Lineage: Eukaryota; Metazoa; Chordata; Lepidosauria; Squamata; Candoiidae
Gene: RASL12
Product: RAS like family 12
Exons: 6
Coding region: 274-1077 (267 amino acids)
Molecular function (GO): GTPase activity; GTP binding
Source: RefSeq, a predicted model, not a curated record